CAUAGGCGAAAUCGGUAGAUGACAUUUAGCAAUAUGAAACGGUUAAACCACGGUUAAAUUAUGAUUUCAGUAUAAAAUACUCUACCACCAACUUUUUUUAUACGAUUUUACAAUCGUUGGUUCAAACAAUUCUUUUACACCGGUGGAAACAAAAAGUUACAAGACACAUUUUGAACUAUCUAUUCAAACAAAAAAUAACAUGAGUCAGUUAGCGAUAAUGCUUAAUUCAACCCAAAAGACACUUUGUAACAUAUAUUUCAUAGAUUUUAUUUAUUUAUUUAUUUCAUGAAAAAAUAUUUUAUGCGUAAAAAUUACUACUUUGUUGCUAUAUAUGUCUGCAAUCUGAGAAUAAUUUGGGAAGUCCGUACACAACACAUUGUACAACUAACUAUUAGUGACAACUUAGAAGCAUGUACUAUAUACUUCAAAUCAAUCCACAUCGGAUUCAUAACCAACGGUGUGUUAAAAAAAUGCUCUCUAUUGGGAAAAACUUAAAGAACAUACUGAAUUUAAUAAGAGACAUUUUUUUUAUCCUAAAAAUUGAUUAUGUAUGUAUUAUGAGAAGCAACUCUAAUAUUCAACUAUUUUGUUUAAUUAAGUAAUGAACGAAAAUUAGUUAUAUUUAUUUCUUUUUUCAUGCAAUUUAUAUGCAAUUUCUCUUUUCAUAAGAUCUAAACACGUUUUGCAUAGUUAGAUCACUUCAAAAAAUGUUAUGUGCAUAAGUAAGAUACAAAAGCCUCAUUUUAUGCAUUUAGAAUUAUCUAUUAUAUUCAUUAUUAUAUUAUAUUUCUCGACAAAAUUUUCCCGACCAACGGGACGGGUCGGGCCCUGUGCUAGUUUUUUUCAUAAGAAUCUGUCUAAAUCGUCUUGUAAAAAAUGCUAUUGGUCACAUAAUAUAAAACUUAACAAAAUGAUAUUAUUUGCGACCAAAUGAUUUCAGAAACUAAAUGAUCUUAAAUCAAUAGAAUUAGUUACCAAAAAUAUUCUGUAUAAUUAAUUUAAACAUCUUUCAAUGAAUUAAUUCGACAAAAAAAAAAUUCAGUUAUGAUAAUCAGAUAUUUUAACGAAAUUAUGAUAAUACAAAUGAUAUUAAAUUCAUAUAAUUAUGACUAUCAACCUCUUAUUACAACAAAAUUUUAUUAUAAUCAUACAUUGUAAAUGCGACCAUCAUUCUUGUUCAACAUACAUAUAGUGCGACAUCCGAUGUGAUCGUCACUGGGAGUCUAGGACUGUUAAGUAUUAUGAAAUAGUCGUCUCCAAAUGUGAAAGCAAGCGUCUUAAUGUUGUCUUAAUGUUAACAUGAUGGGGACCAGUUACGGUAACAACACCCCUUGUGUUGUUAUUGUAACAACACUAGUCUCCAACCAAUAGGAAGCUAGGAUUGUGAUGACUUUUUAUUAGAUGAGUUGACCUAGUGUAAAAUCAAAGCAGGGGUAUAAUUGUCAUUAUGAAAAAUCUGUUUAAAUAAAUAAAAAAUAAAAAAAAUAUAUUUUUUUAUUUUCUGCCCAAAAAUUUGGUCGCCGGAAUUCUGCCACCGGUCGCCGGAAACUGGUGGCCGGUCACCGGAAUAUGCUUUUUGUCGCCGGAAUAUGCUAUUUCUCGCCGGAAUAUGCUUACCGGUGCCGGAAUAUGCUUACCGGCGUCGGAAUCUAGUCAUCGGGGCCGGAAUAUGCCUAUCGGCGUCAGAAUAUGCUGACUGACGGUCACCGGAGUUCGGUCAACGAACUUCGUUGACCGGUCAACGGUCUUCGUUGACCGGUCAGCGGUCAACGACCACCGGAUGUAUGGUCUGCAUUGUGAGAUUUAUGGUUUGGUUUCUCAUAUUUUUGUAUGCCUUUUGUGGUUUGCUUUAUCGUGUUUGUGGUUUGCAUUAAGAAGUUUCUGGUUUGCUUUAUCGUGUUUGUGGUUUGCAUCGAGAAGUUUCUGGUUUGCUUUCAAAAAAUUUGUGGUUUGCUUUGCGGGAUUUCUGGUUUGUUUUAAUAUAUUUGUGGUCUGCAUUAGGACGUUUCUGGUUUGUUUUUGUGGUUUGAUUUACUGUGUUUGUGGUUUGCAUUAGGAGGUUUCUGGUGUGUUUUUUAAAAUUUUGUGGUUUGCUUUGCGGGGUUUCUGGUUUGUUUUAGUAGAAUUUUGGUCUGCAUUAGGACGUUUCUAGUUUGUUUUUUGUGGUUUGCUUUAUCGUGUUUGUGGUUUGCAUUAUGAGAUUUCUGGUGUGCUUUUGCAAAUAUUGUGGUUUGCUUUGUGAGGUUUGUGGUUUGUUUUAUGAGAUUUGUGGUAUGCAUUAGGAGGUUUCUGGUUUGCAUUAAGAAGUUUCUGGUGUGCUUUCGAAACUUUUGUGGUUUGCUUUGCGAGAUUUAUGGUUUGUUUUAAUAUAUUUGUGGUCUGCAUUAGGACGUUUUUGGUUUGCUUUACCGUGUUUGUGGUUUGCAUUAGGGGGUUUCUGGUGUGCUUUUCAAAAUAUUUAUGGUUUGGUUUGUGGGGUUUAUGAUAUGUUUUAGCGAAUUUGUGGUUUGCAUUAGGAAAUUUCCGGUAUGCUUUCGAAAUAAUUGUGGUAUGCUUUGUAAGGUUUGUUAUUCUAUCCGACGUUCUUACUAGAUGUUUCCUCUUAACCCUGAUCAAAUAUGCAAUGACGCUGAUAACCGCCCAUAGCUACGUUGCUAAUCACUACUAAUAUUACUGAUUAAUUAAGUUAUAGUUGAGCUCCUCCUCCUCCAUCAACUAACUAGUAACUAGUACUUAGGGAUGGAAAUGGGUCGGGUGGGGGACGGAUAGUGCAUAUCUGUUACCCUACCCAAUGUAGUUCGGGUUUUACCCAUACCCGUACCCACACGAGAAACGGGUAGAAAAUCAAAACCAUGCCCAUAGCCGUUCGGGUUUCGGGUAUCCACGGUUAUCCAUGGGUAAUAAUUUCUCAUUAUAAUUCCAACCAAUAUGUUAACAUUCACACGUAUACUCACAUUACGUUAGAGAAAAAGUACGACAGUAAUUCACUAGAAUGACGAAAAUUAAUUAAAACAACAUAAUUUCAUGAAAAUGUUAUAUUUAUAUGCUAAAUAUAAAAUAUUCUAGGGAAAAAUAAUGAUUAUUUCUAGACAAAAUACAUAUGCAUGUGUAUAAUCGGGUGGGUUCGGGUUGGAUAGUGAGAUAACCAUGCCCACCCACUACCCGCAAUAUUCGGGUUCGGGUUUUAUCCGUACCCACGAAAAAUGAUUCGGGUUCAGGUUUUACCCUACCCGAUUAGGUCGGAUUCGGGUGGAUAUCCACGGUUACGGAUAUCUUUGCCAUCCCUACUAGUACUCGAAAGCAAUUUGCCACGAAAACAUCCACCUAUAGGAAUUUUCCUACUACGAAACAGAAAGCGCCGCCUCCGUCAUGCUUCGGCUUCCCAUCCCAAUCCAUAUCGGCCGGACGGCGCCCCAUAACUAGUACGCACAUUAGCGCCAGCGGCCAUGGACCACAACUGAGGAGGGUAUGGGGGCAACCAAACCCGAACCAGAAAUCCCAGAAAGGGGGAAAAAGAAAGAAGAAGAAAAAAAAUUCCUCACACUCCUCUCGCCCAAAUCGAAAUUAACAUCAUGCAGUACUACAGAAGAAGAGGCGACUCGAUCUUCGACAACUUCACCCUCAACCCGCUGCCUUACCCGGUCCUCCUAAUCCUCGCCGUAAUCGCCAUUUUCCUCGGCGGCUCCUGGUACUUCAGCUACGAGGAGCUCGUGGAGUCGACAGAGUCUUCGAUGGGCCUGGGCCUCUUCGUCCUGCCGGUGCUCCUCAUCUUCCUCGUGCGCUGAGCAGCCUGAGCAGAUCUGUAGUUGUUUUCGGCAACAGAGCGGAAGAAGGAUAUCGCCGGCGUCUGCUUGAAUCGGAAGGAGAGGGAUGGAAGGAGAUGCGACUGCGGAGAAGAUAGAUCUGUAGAAGGGAAGAUCGGAGAGAUGCGACUGAGGAGAAGCUGCAGGCGCUGGUGGGCGUGGCGAUGGCGUGCGUCUCGAUUCGUCCGGAGGAUCGGCCGUCUCGAGGUGGAGGAUGGCGAAACACAGCGGCGGAAGAGCGGGGGACGGAGGAAGACGCUUUUGAUAAAUGAUUUGAUUUUUAUUUUAUUAUUUAAUUGUAAUUUUACUAUGUUGCCCUUGUUGUUACGGUAACAACAAAUAGGCUGUUGUUAUAGUAUCCGGAGCCAACAUGAUGCGUCGACUUAGAUGAUGCUGCGAUAUUCUCAAUUCUCAUUAAUUCAUGGAAAAUUCUUAGUCGAAAUAGGUUAUCUAUACUAAGAUUAUCCUGAGUCCUGACAUAGAUUCUAUACUGAUACUAAUUCUUAUGUCUCUUGUGUGAAUUAUGAGAUUUUUUAAAAGGUAUAUAAAAAUAAAUGUCAUCUUGUUUCUUGUAUCAAAAUUAAUAAAAAAAUUCAUAAAAAAGGAGAUAUGAUUAGUUAGAAAUAAUGAGGAACGGUAAUGAGCAUGCAAGUAGAAAAUUUGCUAUUCUGUGAACACUCAAUCCAAAAUACAAUGCUACAGAUUCUUAUAUCUUAAAUUUGCCUAGCAGUAUCUUUCAUUUAGCUGGCCGAUGGAGACCCAUAACAUGAAAUUAUUACCUUAUAUGAUUGCAUCUUAAGUAUACAAAAAUUGUGUACAUGUAUACAUUUUACGGAAUCAUGUACGAUUUUUCAAAAUUAUGUACUGAUAUAAUAACAUCGAAUGGCAUAAUGAUUUUUGUUAAAAGGUAUAUAAAAAUAAAUUUAUUUUUCUUGUAUCAUAAUUAAUAAAAUAAAAGAGAUGAUUAGUUAGAAAUAAUGAGGAACAGUCAUGAGUACGCAAGUAGAAAAUUUUCUAUCCUGUUAAGCACUCAAUGUCUCAAUCCAAAAUCCAAUAGUACAUAUUCUUAUAUCUUAAAAUUGUCUAGCAAUAUCUUUCUUUUAGCCGGUCGAUGGAGACCCAUAACAUAACAUGAAAUCAUUGCGUUAUAUGAUUGCAUCUAAAGGAUAGUAAUUACUAAUUACCAAGCAUGCACGUUUAAAUUUUAAAUAGUAGCCCUUGAUUUCCCUUUCUAUCUCUUUCGUGUUCUGUUGUUUCGUUUUGCUCGAGUUUUAUUAUCAUCCCCACCACGCAUCUUAAUUAUCAUAAACUUGAUACGAAGAUCCAAAUUAUGUUGACAAAUCAUAGUCCCAUUUGAUGCACCUAACGUAUCACUUUUUAGUGUAAACUAUUAAAAUAAAAUUGAGAGCAAGAUAGCUGAUAUGAUAUCUAAAUUACCUCUUGCUUGAAUACUUUUUUUAAUGAAAAACAGCUGUUUGGAGUUUGAUUGGGCUAAUAGAAUAACCAUGCAUUCUUGUUUCUAGGCGGAGAAAAUAUACCAGAUCGUUAGAAAAACCGUGGUCCAAACCGUACCGUAGACCGUUAAGUAUGGUUUGGUCUGGUCCAUGGUCUGUAUUAUUUUAUGUUUUGAUCUCUUGGUCUGGUCUGGUCUAGACCACGGUUUACCGGACCAAACCAUGGACCCAACCGACUUGUCAAUACGUGUUAACAGCCCAUUCGACCACUCUCCCAACUCCCACAACAACACCCAACUCUCAAACUUAGUUUUGUGAAUCUCAUCCCUCCUUCAUUCACAACCACAUUUAAUCAGAUAAUAGAGAUAAUCGUGUCUC
This is a messenger RNA of Linum trigynum, 5635 nucleotides long. Lineage: Eukaryota; Viridiplantae; Streptophyta; Magnoliopsida; Malpighiales; Linaceae. The record is from the annotation of a GenBank genome assembly.